AUGAUUCGCAUGCGAUAUAAUAAUCCCAAAAAUAGCCACACCCCUUACAUCAACCACCGAGAAAUCCCGUUAUCUGAGCUUCACAAGUUCACUCAUCAACUAAUAGAUAAAGUGGCCUUGGUAUAUGUGCAUUCUCGUACUGAAGAUGCUGACGUUGUCAAGACACUUGAUAUCCCCUAUUUUGAUAUCCCGUAUUACACGAGCAAACUGGAAGCGUCGGUUGAGGGCCUGACCUCCCCUUUGUCGACUCUGUUGUCCAUUGGAAUGGUUCCCUACUCUGCCAUUUACCAAGCCCAACACUCCACACCCCUUGGCCAUCACAGCCAGAGCAAUGAGGUCAUGGUUAUUGAGUUGUGGCGGAAGCCCCCUACUCCAACCCCUUUUUGUUCCUUGGAGCUUCGCUUCUGCUCCACCCAUUCCCACCCAGUCCUUCCUUCAGAUUCCCAAGCAUACACCCAAGCUUCCGCUGAGAAGCAUGCCAUAGUAAUCGCCGAGGUCUGGAAGAACGAAGACGGCCGCUACGGGGACCUGAAGCAGCGAAUUACCCCUUACUAUCGCAUUAAAGCAGAUGGCCUUCUGGCAAUGGGUGGAGCUUCCGCUCCAGGGAACAAGAAGGAGUGGAUGUAG
This is a messenger RNA of Blastomyces dermatitidis ER-3, 627 nucleotides long. RefSeq lists its product as uncharacterized. The record is from RefSeq and is a predicted model, not a curated record. Bases 1 to 627 code for a protein of 208 amino acids. Lineage: Eukaryota; Fungi; Ascomycota; Eurotiomycetes; Onygenales; Ajellomycetaceae. The transcript has 3 exons.